AGUCAUUUGACUAAGAUUACAUGUAAUUUAGACAAGAACGGGUCGAGAAUGUGGUGUGUCAGGGCAGGUCGGGUCGAUGAGAGGUACGCAUAGAUGACGCGCUCCAAAACAUGUCAAACAAGUCGAGUAAAUCAGGUCAGGUUGAAAUUGUCAUCCCUAACCAUGAGAUCGAGAUGAAGACAAACAAAUAUCAUUCAUUCAAGUGGGAAAUAAAAUAAUGUUCUGCAGAAAGAAAUGGAGAGAGAGACACACAACACAAGUGGACGCCAAGUCAGGGGCUAGUAAGCAAAUGGCCGGCUCAAAUGGAAAACAAGAACAACUCUUUUUUUUAAUUAAUUGAAAAGGUGAAAACAGGGGGAAGAAAAUAUACGUGGGAAAUUACUCUGGAAGUUGGGAUGAGAAAUGAGAAGGGAAGGAGUAGAGUGUGGGAUAGGAGAUGAGAUGAGGAAAGAGUGAUGGAGACAGGCAGGGCCAUGCUCACCAAAUGCGUCACUUUUAUAGCAAAGGACCAUUCUUUCCCAAUCCAAAUCUCAAUCCCAUUCAGCAGCAGCAAUUCAUCAACCAUAUGUAUUAUUGGGUUGUAGAUAAUGAGAUGAAACAUUGAUGACCCCAUAAUAUGAAGGAUACCCAUUUUGAACCUCCUCCUUCCCUCAUCCAUGGCGGAUGUUACUAGGCAUCAAACCUCCUUCCUUCCUUCAUUUCUCACUACCCACUAGACUAGCUUCACAGAUAUUUCCCCACAAUAUCCCAUUCCCACUCCAUUUCCUUGGAAUUGGUGAUGCUUCCUCCUGAUCUGGAUUGUCUCUUUCUCCCUCAGCUCUAGUGAGAGAUACCAUUUAUCAUCAGCUCCUCUUCCCCCCCUUUGUCAUCUCUCUGGCCUUCCGUUGGUCACUCACUGCAACUUCUUGGUUUUUGAGAGAGGCCCAAGAGAAAGAAAUGGCUGCUGUUGCUGCAACUUUCGUUGCCAGUUCUGGGCUUCACUCUGCUACCAACGCCAGAGCUGUUGACAAUCUCCCCUUGGCUUUCGGCUUCGGCGCCACUCCUGCCACUUCUCCCCUUCCCUUCAAUCAAAUUGGUGGUAAUUCUAGUACCAAAAGAAGAUUGUUGUGUUCUUCUAGGACCCUCGUCAUUCCCCGAGCUUCAACCACAGCAGUUGAGGAUGGGAGUUUCAACGGCACCGAUACAGUCCCAACUCCGAAGGUCAUAAUUGACCAGGACUCUGAUCCUGAUGCAACCGUUGUGGAGAUCACCUUUGGGGAUCGCCUUGGGGCUCUUCUUGACACUAUGAGUGCUCUUAAGAACCUGGGCCUCAAUGUUGUUAAAGCUAAUGUCUUCCUAGAUGCUUCUGGGAAACACAACAAAUUUGCCAUAACAAAAGCGAGCACCGGCAGAAAAGUUGAUGAUCCAGAGCUGCUGGAGGCAAUUCGCUUGACAAUUAUCAACAACCUUCUUGAGUACCAUCCGGAAUCAAGUUCCCAGCUUGCAAUGGGGGCUGCCUUUGGUGUAGAACCGCCUCAACAACAGAUUGACGUGGAUAUAGCAACGCACAUAACCAUUUCCGAGGACAGUCCAGAACGAAGCUUACUUUAUGUGGAGACAGCUGAUCGCCCUGGAUUGUUGGUCGAUCUUGUAAAGAUCAUCUCUGAUAUUAACAUUACUGUAGAAUCUGGGGAGUUCGACACUGAGGGCUUACUUGCUAAGGCAAAGUUCCAUGUGAGCUACAAGGGCAAAGCUACCAUCAAGCCCCUCCAACAGGUCUUAACUAACAGCCUCCGAUAUUUUCUGAGGCGGCCUUCAACUGCGGACUCUAGCUAUUGAGCCAUUCCAAAUCUGAGUGUGCAUUGAAACCAUAGAUUUUUAAUCCUCUUCCCUUUUUCUUUGUUAAGAAUACUUUUUCAUCUCCCCUCGCUCUUUCAAUUUGCGAUUCAUUCCCAGCUCCAGUGGGGACAAAUUGUAAAAUCCUUAAUAUAUAGAAAACGUGAAAAGGAGUCUCUCAACUUAGGCUUAAUAAAACCUUUGCUGCGAUGGUGAUGAUGCAGUGAUUUGUGAAGCUAGGAUACAUCUGAUGGACUUUUUUUCUCUGAACAGCACCUCGACCCAAUCUUUGAUAUGAUCCAGCAGCAUGACUGCAUGAGAGCCCAACCCAUCUUUGUAGUUGUGCCCUUUAAGCACCUAAGCGCCCAUCAAUCGAUUCUCAAUGAGUAUGCUACCUGAAGAAACAUCCUCAAAGACACAAAAUUAAGCAUCAAAUAUCGCAAAUUAGUUUAUUCUAGUCAAAUAUUCAAUGAACCCGAUUAUUGAAAUUGCUCAAGAUACCCUUUUUUAGCUUCUAGAAUCUAUUUCUUAGUUCAUUAUUCUAGUCAAAUAUUCUAGGGAGGAUAAUAAACGAACCUAAACAGAAUCAAGUAUUUCUUCCGAAAGAGUUCGAAGAAAGCUGACGAAUAACAGAAGAUGCACUCAUUCGCAGUGUAAUGACUAAGAAGAAACAACGGAACACAUCCUCAGAGGACGCAAAAAAACUGAGGAUCUCUGG
This is a messenger RNA of Linum trigynum, 2533 nucleotides long. NCBI's taxonomy places the organism in Eukaryota, Viridiplantae, Streptophyta, Magnoliopsida, Malpighiales, Linaceae. The record is from the annotation of a GenBank genome assembly.